UUUUUUUUUUUUUACAGGUAUCUUUUUAGAAGCUGCGAACGCUUCAUUAAACACAGCAGCCGCUCCUGUCUAUUAUAAUCUGGCUGGUGUGAAUGGAGGCGUCUGCGCCGGGAUACUGCAGGUCUCCAGCCCAGGAAAGGAGGGGCUUGUCUGCUAUGAAUCGAUGGAUUCUGACACAGCACGGAAGGUUUGUGCAGAUCUGAGGUGUGGAGAGUUUAUCAAGCAUCUAGGCCACGACCUAGACGAGAGAGAGACCGGAUCAAGAACCACGUGGAAUUUGAUGAUGCAGAGCACGUCCGAUCCGAUUCUGCGGCCGGCAGUCUGCGCGCGGAGGAAAGUCGCUCAAGUCCGUUGUCAGAAUCUGACUCACCCAUUGAUGAUCCGUGUGAAAGGCAAUGCUUUUGGGUGCGCUGGGAGAGUGGAGGUGAACCUUUAUGGGGGGGACGGCUACUGGGAACCAGUGUGCUCCAGAGAGCAGUGGGACUGGGAGCGUGCUUCGGAGGUGUGUCGGAGCGUGGGGUGCGGGAGGGUGAAGGAAUUCCAGGCAGGAGGGAUCGAGAACAAUAGAGGAGGAGUCAGCUGCCCGAGAGGCAUCCCUCUGUCCAACUGUAGAGCAGAUCUGAAACAAGAGAGAAGCUGCACACCUGCAGAGAUCAUCUGUGAGGUUCCUGCCAGCUCGCUGCCUGUGCGUCUGUCAGAAUCGGGUGCAGCUAGGUGUUCUGGGAUAGUGGAGGUCUCUCUCUCUGGCUCCUGGAGGGGGUUGUGUGGAGGGCAGGGCUGGUCCCUUGAGACAGCUUCCGUUAUCUGCCGGGAAUUAAACUGUCAGGAAGCCCUGGAAAUCCAACCUGCCCAGAUCGGGAACGACAAAGAGAUACAGGGAGUGUCCUGUCCGGAAAACAAGGACAUCCGACAAUGCCACGACCAUUUAGAGGAGAGGAGAUGCACUCCAGUGAGGCUGAUCUGUAACAGUUCAAGUCCAGAACUGGCCUUUACACUGUCCGACGGCCGGAGCAAAUGCGCUGGAAACGCCAGCGUCUUCUACGAUGGGACGUUUCAGCCGGUCUGCAGAGACAGCUGGAGCGAGGACUCCGCGUCCACAGCCUGCCGGCAAUUAAACUGCGGGCGCGUGAAGACGAUAUCUGCGGACCGGUAUGCCAAGGUGAGGUCCGGACUGCACUGCGGGCGGAACCACACAAGGCUGGAAGACUGCUGGCAUUUUCUGGAGAAAAAAUCCUGCAGCCAGGCCAUGGUCAUCUGUACAGGUCAUAAAGAAGUCAUUGAGAGCAAAGCAGGUCAGAUAGUAAGAAAUGUGAUCCGUUAUAUUCUGAGCGCUGUCAUCCUCACUAUGAUCGCAAUCAAAUGUGGCCCACGAAUCUACAAGAAACUACGCAAAAAAGUCUUUAGAAAGAAUGAAAGGGAAUGGAUCGGACCAACACAGAGUCAGAGUGUGUUCUUCCAUCAGAAUCGGAAUGUACUUCAGCCCAGUCCGAGACCCCCCUUCCGGUCCGAUCACUGAGAAUGCGACCGGACAAAUUUAUUUCUAAACUUUUUUUUCAAAUUUCAGCUGCUCCCCAAAAACCAAUGAAAUCCAGGGUAAAGGCAGAUAUUAAUUUUUAUAUUUUAAAUUGGUGAGAACUCGAUUUAUUGGAGGAGCGACAGAACCCAGAAACGCUUGGAAAAUACUGAAGCAAAAAAACACACGAGGAGAGGAGGAGGAAGAGGAGAGGAAGAAGAGGGGGAGAGGAGGA
Molecule: messenger RNA, 1748 nt
Organism: Acipenser ruthenus (sterlet)
Lineage: Eukaryota; Metazoa; Chordata; Actinopteri; Acipenseriformes; Acipenseridae
Product: scavenger receptor cysteine-rich type 1 protein M130-like
Exons: 8
Coding region: 164-1516 (450 amino acids)
Biological process (GO): T cell costimulation
Cellular component (GO): plasma membrane
Source: RefSeq, a predicted model, not a curated record